CAAUAAAAACUCUCAAAUCUACCUACAACAGGGAAGUAGGCUGCACCCUGCUCGACACAGCACAUUUAUACACCCAUGGCAUCACUAGCUUGGACUAAUUCUCCCCCGGUCGUGUAAAAAUUUGCCUUACAUUCCAGUUUUUCUUCGUUUUGCUAAAUACAAUCCCCAAACAGACCGACAGAGACGAUGAGUGGUAGCCUCCCUCUUUCCCGCUCGGAGGUGUUUGGGGAGCUAAGGAAAGAGCUCCACGAUGACAAGGAAUUCCACCAGUCUGAUGUGCACAUCUUCAUCAUCAUGGGAGCCUCUGGAGAUUUGGCGAAGAAGAAAAUUUACCCAACGCUCUGGUGGCUCUUCAGAGAUGGUCUACUGCCAGAGCAGACAUACUUUGUAGGUUUUGCUCGCUCUCAGUUGACAAUUGAUGCCAUCAGAACAGCCUCUAUGCCCUAUCUGAAGGCUACAGACUCUGAGGCAGAGAGGUUAGACACGUUUUUUAAAAGGAACACUUACAUUAGUGGGAAAUACGAUGAUGAAAGUUCCUUCUCCACUCUGAACACACACCUCCUGUCUCUGCCCGGAGGAGCUGAGGCUAAUCGUUUGUUCUACUUGGCUCUGCCCCCCUCUGUGUACCAUGAUGUCUCCAGGAACAUCAAGCACCAGUGUAUGAGCACCAAAGGCUGGAACAGGAUCAUCGUAGAGAAGCCGUUUGGACGUGACCUGCAGAGUUCAGAGGAGCUGUCCACUCACCUAUCGUCCCUGUUCACAGAGGAGCAAAUCUAUCGCAUAGACCACUAUCUAGGCAAAGAAAUGGUGCAAAACCUCAUGGUGCUUAGGUUUGGUAAUCGUAUCUUCGGCCCCAUCUGGAACCGGGACAGUAUCGCUUGUGUGGUCCUCACCUUUAAAGAGCCCUUUGGUACACAAGGCCGUGGAGGGUACUUUGAUGAUUUUGGCAUCAUUAGGGAUGUGAUGCAGAACCAUUUACUCCAGAUGCUCUGUCUGGUUGCAAUGGAGAAGCCUGCCUCCACCAGCUCUGAUGAUGUUAGGGACGAGAAGGUGAAAGUGCUGAAGUCCAUAGCCCCAUUGAGCAUGUCAGACGUGGUGCUGGGUCAGUACGUGGGCGACCCGGAGGGAGAGGGAGACGCUAAACUCGGUUACCUUGACGACCCCACUGUUCCCAAAGGAUCCACUCAGGCCACUUUUGCUACAGCUGUACUCUAUGUGCAUAAUGAGCGCUGGGAUGGGGUCCCGUUCAUCCUGCGCUGUGGGAAGGCUUUGAAUGAGAGGAAAGCGGAGGUCCGGCUGCAGUUCACUGAUGUUCCUGGGGAUAUUUUUGAUAAUCAGUGCCACAGAAACGAGCUGGUGGUCCGUGUGCAGCCCAACGAGGCUGUCUAUGCCAAAAUGAUGAGCAAGAAACCCGGGGUUUACUUCCACCCCGAGGAGACUGAGCUUGACCUGACGUACAAGAGCAGAUACAAGGAUGUGAAACUUCCAGAUGCUUAUGAACGCCUCAUUCUUGAUGUUUUCUGUGGAAGUCAGAUGCACUUUGUGAGAAGUGAUGAAUUAAGGGAAGCAUGGAGGAUUUUCACACCUCUUCUCCAUCAUGUUGAAAAAGAGAAGCCCAAACCUAUUCCCUACAAAUAUGGAAGCCGAGGACCAGCAGAAGCAGACGAGCUGUCAAAAAGAGUUGGUUUUCGUUAUGAAGGCACUUACAAAUGGGUGAACCCACACAAGCUGUAGUGAAGAGACAGGAGUAGAAUUAGCAUUGUAGGACAUGAGCAGUGGUUUUAUCUGCUGUACCAUGUCCCUUUACUGAAGUGUCUUUUUGAGGCGUUUCAACUGCCCCAUCACAGAACAGAACUGAAAUUUCUGUUUAGGAUUUAGGAGUAUUUCAAAGUAUUUCAUUAUUUUUGGGAUAGUUAAUACUCAAACAUUUGUGAUAUCAAAUGUCAGUAUAAGAUUUACUUUUGUUAUUUUUAUACCACUUCCACCGAGCUUUACAAGAACAUUCAUUCAGAUAGACCAAAAUGAGAAGGAUCAAAAAGUACAAUGUUUUAGGAACAAACAUGGACAAAUUUUGUACCAAAGAUGGUAACCACAUACAAUAUAGGGGACUGGAAAUCUAUAAGGACAUAAGUGACUUUACACAAGAGGCAAAAAAGCUCAUAAUUUGCAUUUGUCAUACACAAAUUGGUCCUAAACGUUCAGUUAUUUACAAACAUACGUAUCGAAGUCACACAAAAGUAAUAAUUGGCAUCAUUUUGAGUAAUUACUGAUUUAUUUAAAUGACUGUAUGUAAAAUAAAAUAAUCCCUUUCUCAUUAUAGUUCAAAACCUCAAUUUUACAAACAUUUGAACAGUCCCGUGUUUUAGUUGUUGGUAAUAGAUUGUGUUCGCUUUCUAGAAUUUGAUGGAGGACAGAGACCUGUAUAACUCUAUGGGAGAUUCACUGUUUUUUUAAGAAAAAUACAUAUUUACGAUCCACAAAUGUCAUAUGCCAUAUUACUCUUUUGUCUUAAAGUUCUUUUAACUGACAACAGUCAAACAAACAACAGCAAAGUGUAGCAUAAUGGCAUCACUUCUGAAGCUGUAGUGAAAAAAUAACAAUUUCAGUUUGUUUUAUUUAUACUGGUUUAUAUAUACAAAGACAUUUAUCUUUGUGCCUGUUUUAGUUUCGUGUGAAAAGGCCAAGUAAGUCAACCAAUAAAUCAGGACAAUACAUUUGUAUAUUGUAUUUAGACAGUUAAAAGGCAAACUCUACCACAGAGAUUUGACCUGUCCUCCAACUUCGUUUUAAAUAGUGGUAUUCUAGAAUGUUGUGAACGUAAUCUAUUUGUAAUGCUAUUGAUACUUUGCAGUGACAUCGCACUGGGGGUGUUCUACGUGUAUUUCUUUUGGCGGAAUGUUCAGCAGUUACUGUGGUGACACAAUGCACACAUUAGCAACCAGACAAAAAACUUCUGAUAGUUUGAAAACUGAAGAAAAAAUACAAAAUUGAUUUUCAACCAAAAGAGUGAGUGUGACUAACUGAAAAACUGUUGACUAUUUCUAGUUUAUGACUAUAAUUUAAUGUGUGAGAGAUUUUUUUUGUAAGCGCACAAAACAUCUCAGCUGUUGCAGUUCCAACCUAGUCAGUUCUUUCAGGUCAGAUUGUGUUAGACUUAAUCUGAUCUUUAUUUCAACUUGAGUAACAGAACUUCAGACAGAGUAGUGCUUUCAGUUAGCUUCACACCCUCAGGGAAUGUUGAUGAUAUCAGCUGCAAAGUAUACAGUGCAGAAAGCCAACAUUGUUUUCACAAAUUGGUCCGCUUAUCCCUUUAGAUUUACUGAACAAAAUUGAACAAUUUCUGUGAUAGCACUGUGCUUUAGCUGCAUUAAUUACUGCACAAUACAUAUCAUAUUUUAGCUUUGUUUCUUAUGAUUGGACCAAGCUUACAUUGCCUUUAAGCAUUAAUAAGGUGGAAUAAGGUGUGUGGUUUUAAGGGGUGGGGCAGCUAGUUUCUUUUAAGCUUUCAAACUACUGUAGUCUUAAAUAUGAGAGUAGCUUUCUAUAUUAUGGUCUCAGUAUCCAUUCCAUUGUAUGUUUACAUUUGUUCAAAUCUAGACCACUUUUAUUCCAUUUAUACAGCGACAACCGUUUGUAAUGACGUUCUGAAUGCUGUUAUCAUAAUGUCUUACAUGAAAAACAUUUCCACAACUUGUAAUAAACAAAGCUCUACCUU
Messenger RNA from Boleophthalmus pectinirostris (great blue-spotted mudskipper), 3715 nucleotides. Its product is annotated as glucose-6-phosphate 1-dehydrogenase. The coding region runs from base 187 to 1734 and encodes 515 amino acids. The record is from RefSeq and is a predicted model, not a curated record. The transcript is spliced from 13 exons. NCBI's taxonomy places the organism in Eukaryota, Metazoa, Chordata, Actinopteri, Gobiiformes, Gobiidae. Gene Ontology annotation, molecular function: NADP binding; glucose-6-phosphate dehydrogenase activity. Gene Ontology annotation, cellular component: cytosol. Gene Ontology annotation, biological process: pentose-phosphate shunt, oxidative branch; glucose metabolic process.